Durusdinium trenchii is the source of this 372-nucleotide messenger RNA. NCBI's taxonomy places the organism in Eukaryota, Dinophyceae, Suessiales, Symbiodiniaceae. The record is from the annotation of a GenBank genome assembly.
AUGGCUUCCCGAAAUAGAGUUCUGGCGCAGAGCACCUUGUGGCAUUUUCACCCGGUAAAAAUGCAGAAGGCCUUGCAGUCUUCACUUGGAUAUGCUUCCAACAUGUUCCAACAAGUUCCAUGGGUCAAACACGUGUUACAGGAACAUGUGGAGGAACAUCCGGCUUGGACCUGGGAGUCUCAUCUUCAGCACCCAUUGGCCUUUAUCGCACCGUCCAAGUCCUGCAGCCCAAAAGCACAGAUCCAUGCAGAGUAUGUAGGUGAUACCAGGCAGGUGGUCAAGACACGGCGAAUCCAAAGGCAGGUUCUCAGAAGAAAUGGUAUGAUCUGGUAUGGUUCACUGACCAAGUGCACGUUUCCCAGACCCACUUAA